Molecule: messenger RNA, 1077 nt
Organism: Sclerotinia sclerotiorum 1980 UF-70
Lineage: Eukaryota; Fungi; Ascomycota; Leotiomycetes; Helotiales; Sclerotiniaceae
Exons: 1
Coding region: 1-1077 (358 amino acids)
Cellular component (GO): cytoplasm; nucleus
Molecular function (GO): protein binding
Source: RefSeq, a predicted model, not a curated record
AUGGACGCUAUCAUCAAAACUUUCGCUCCACUCGCAAUAAAAGAAGUUACAGCAUAUCUCUCGAAGAGAUCGACUUCUCCAACGACUGAAUUAGCCAAGGCUGCUGCUGAAGGAAACACCAAUGUAGUCAAAAGUAUUCUAUCCCAAGAUCAUCAAAUAGAUCUGGCACCAGCACUCGUCGCGGCUUCUAGCGCGGGGAAAAUGGAGGUUCUUGAUAUUCUCAUAGAUCCUCCACGUCUUUCACGAUCAGGGAAUUCCCGGCACAAGGAAAAAAUAGAGCGAACUGACGUGAAUGUGUGGUCGCAACAUAUUACACCUCUAAUAGCUGCGGUACAAACACACCAUGUGAAAACGACAGAAUUAUUAUUGGAUGCUGGAGCCGACACUUCGAUUGCACCAGAAGGUGGGGAAACUGUUCUUCAUAUUGCAGCUAGAAUGGGAGAUUUAGAGAUGGUGAAACUAUUAGUAGAAUUUGAAGCGGAUUUGGAGGCCAGAGAAGGUUGGGGUAAUACACCAUUGCUCUCUGCAUCUAGAUGGGGUCACCCUCACACCAUCAAAUUUUUGCUAGGAAAAGGAGCAGAUAUCGAAGCCACAGAUGUGAAGGGUUCAACGGCAUUGCUGUUGGCGUGCAGACAUGAUUGUGUUGAGGCCGUGAGGGUUCUGAUAAAUAGUGGUGCAAACGUGAGAGUUCGAGAUAAAAAAGGAAGAAGUGCAUUGCAUCGAGCCAUCGCUGGAGUUGACUUCAUUGAGGGAAUAAAUGCCAAGGUGAAGGAAGACAUGGUAAGAAUGUUGAUAAAUGCAGGUGCAGAUCCAAGGGUUAGAGAUAACGAAGGAAAACGACCUGGUGAUUUGGUGGGGUUUUUGAGAGGUGGAGAACGAGUGAAACGUUUGUUGAGACCUGGAAGCGCACCACAUUCAAGAGAAAGGACACCAGCGCACAGCAGACAUGGGAGCCGAACAGGAUCACCUUAUGUUAAUGGGUCUCGAAAUUCUCACGACAUUAGUCGCGGUGCUAGGAGAGAUCGAAAUCCGUCGCCUUUGGUCGGGGAUAUGAUGGAUGGCUAUGAUCGGGAUUAA